GAGCACGAGUUAACGCGCAAGUGAUAUUCCGAGGAGAAACGGAGUUUAUUUUAGGAAUCUACGAAAAUACGCACACGCGCUUCUACGCGUCUCGAAGAAGAAGAGGAAGAAGAAGAGGCUAAAGCUCAGUCACAAAUCGUUGCUCGAUUAUAGAGUCAUGGCCUCUCGAAGAUACAUGCCAUUGGCAGCGAUUUUGAUAACUAUAUGUUUAGAUUUAUCGUCCGUCGUCGUCAACGUCGUCGCUGCUGCGGUCGUGUGGGAUCCAAAAGAUUCUAGCAGGUACGACAGUUACAACUUGGACAAAGGACCGGUAUUUUACGAGGCGUAUUAUCCCGACGUUCAGGAUAACGCUUAUCACGAGAAACGCUACUUCGACCGGAGCGCAGUGCUGGAGACGAGCUUUCAAAUACCCUCCAAUCGUUUCGCAUACUCGGCCGAAAGCGCGGAUCGGCCUGUCUCGAAUGACGAAUCGUCGUACGUCUUAGUGAAUAACGAGAAUCUACCAGAGGAACAACGAAAAAACGUAGGUCCUCGACGCAAUCUUGUGCCUUUCGACGAUCAACGCUCGAUACUCCUCGAAGAUGAUAAUGGGAGCUCUCCAGCGACGAACAUUGGAGAAAUUUCCAAACUUGUUAGAAGAGCAAUUUCUCGAGAUCUGGAGAACUGGAGCGCUCUCGAGAGGUAUCUCGAAGGUAACAGCAAUCAGGGUCAGUCGAUGCCUCCUCUUCGCUCGGAAUUGCGUCCUAGGGAGAGCCGCAAAAAUAAAGAGGACGACAGUUAUCCACUUCAAGUAAAUCAACUUAAUUUCGAUCCGUCAAAACAACUGAAUUUCGAGGUAUUACGAAAAUUGGAGGCGCGCGACGUGAAAGUACGGCCCGCUUAUUUCGAGAAAAUCCGACGGAACGACGGAAGCGUAAUGAGCGUCGCCGAUACUCGAACCGCUGUUGCGCCAAUUGGAAUUACCUCCGACUCAUUAUCUUUGGAGGAUAUUUUUCAGCCGCGACCCCAAAUCAUCAAGUAUACAUUCCUCAAAAAAGCGAUGACGCGACACGACGAACCUAGCAAGGCCGUGAUCGAUAACACCACACCACGGAAUUACGGCGACAAUCUCAUCCGCGAUGAGAUCGCUAACGACGGUCAUGACGGGAGGCUGGCGAGGGGAAGCGUCAAAGUGACGUCUAUACAAGUGAGCGAGCUGCCGCGGCACAAGACUCGUCACCAUCAUGGUGAAUGGUCUAAACGAGAUUACGCCGCUCAUCGCCAUCGUCCGACCGUCGCUCAUCCGGCUGCCCAAUAAAAAGAAACGAAACUGUCAGAUAAAGAGAAACACGCGGAUUAGUGGGAUUGCCGCCUGCGUGUUAAUUCACCACUACGUGUCAUCUUCGCUAUCUAUUUCAUAACAAUAACAAGGAAUCGUACUAUUUUUAAACUAUUUAUUAAAUAUACUAUUUUCAAUAUACAUGCAACAAUUAUAUAUUCUCUAUAAUACAUGUAGUUACAAUAAAAUGACUUCCCGCGACUUAUGCUAAGAAGCUGUCAGUUGUAACAAUGUCGAUUAACACAGGUCCUCAUUAAAGAUUAAAAUUUAUUUCA
Molecule: messenger RNA, 1593 nt
Organism: Odontomachus brunneus
Lineage: Eukaryota; Metazoa; Arthropoda; Insecta; Hymenoptera; Formicidae
Exons: 3
Coding region: 158-1297 (379 amino acids)
Source: RefSeq, a predicted model, not a curated record